AAAAAAGACGAUUUAAGCUUGUGAACAAAUAGAAGACGAGUUUCAGGUGUUUGGUUGCCGACGGGACCUCCUCAGAUAAUGUCUGCCCAGGCUCAAAUGAGAGCUCUGCUCGACCAGCUGAUGGGAACAGCGAGGGAUGGUGACGAGACGCGGCAGAGGGUCAAGUUCACCGAUGAACGGGUCUGCAAAAGUCAUCUUCUCAACUGCUGUCCACAUGACAUCCUGUCUGGAACUCGCAUGGACCUGGGCGAAUGCACAAAGAUCCAUGACCUGGCUCUCCGGGCAGACUAUGAAAUAGCCUCCAAGGAGAAAGAUCUUUUCUUUGAACUUGAUGCUGUGGAUCACCUGGAGUCUUUCAUUGCUGAUUGUGACCGACGGACAGAAUUGGCUAAGAAGCGUCUGGCUGAGACUCAGGAAGAGAUCAGUGCAGAGGUGGCAGCAAAGGCUGAGAAGGUGCAUGAGCUGAAUGAGGAAAUCGGUAAACUUCUGGCCAAAGCAGAGCAGCUUGGAGCUGAGGGGAAUGUGGACGAGGCUCAGAAGGUUCUGCAGGAAGUGGAGAAAGUCCGAACCAGGAAAAAGGAUGCAGAGGAAGAAUACAGAAACUCCAUGCCAGCCUCCAGCUUUCAGCAACAGAAACUCCGCGUUUGUGAGGUUUGCUCCGCCUACUUGGGUCUCCAUGACAACGACCGCCGCCUGGCUGACCAUUUUGGUGGGAAGCUUCACCUCGGUUUCAUCCAAAUCAGAGAGAAACUGGACCAACUAAAGAAAACAGUGGUUGAGAAGCAGGAGAAGAGGAACCAGGAGCGCCUAAAGAGGAGAGAGGAGAGAGAGAAAGAGGAAAAGAUGCGAAAAAGGACCAGGUCACGCAGCAGAGAGCAUAGAAGGUCCCGUUCUCGUGACCGCAGAAGGAGGCGCUCACGCUCCUCGUCACGGGACCGGCGCCGUUCUCGCUCGCGCUCCAGGGAGAGAAAGAGGCGGCAUCGCAGCAGAUCCCGCUCCCGCAGCCGGGGGCAUCGUCACAGCCACGAGCAGAGCUCAAGACACAAGUCCUCCAGGGACCGCGAUCGCUCGUCUCGAGAUCGGUCACGGGAUCGAGACAAGAGGGACAGCAUGAACGGCAGGUCCGACUCCCGCCGAGGGGAGGACAGGGACACGGGGGACUUCUGAAGACCAAACAGCAUCUCCUGACACAGCCUCGUCCUCCUGUCUUUCACCAGUCUCAGUUUUUAUUAAACAUAGUAGUUGCCUUUCUGCAGCUUCUCUCGUCGUCUUCAUAUCUCUGCUUUCUUUGGUAACGCAGCCCACCUUCAUGACUAAACCGUGAUACGACGUCACUUCUCUAGCAUCGGUUUCAUGACACUGUUUCUGGGGUUGUUGAUCAGCUGUGGAGGGAAGUGAACGUCUUAUUUGUUGGCUGAUAUGUAAUAAAAUAAGUCAAAAAGAGAGAAAAGCAAACAUGCUGAUCUUGCAGCUGAUUUCACUGUUUUUUUGAUAAAAGUUCUGUAAAUAUGUCCUAGUCUGAAGAGCCCCGUCCCAUCAUGCUUUGUUUUUGCUGUGUCGUGGUAACAUGCUGUUAUUGAAUGUCUGUCCAAGUUGAUUAGGUUUCUGAUUCAGACCCAAACAGGUUGUAAAGUCUCUAGUAUUGAUUCUUCUCCACUGUUUUUAUUUCAUGAUCCCUGAGGUAAAAAGCUGCGAGUUUGGCCCAGUUCUGUAAAGACUUGUUUUGAUUGGUUCUGGUGACGAGUUUCCUGUUCGUCAAGUUCUCCCUCUCCUUUGAUUAAACGGUGAAAUAAAGCGGUGUCUGGUGUCGGCUUGUAAAGGCUCGGUUCAGCAGAGGCUCUUUAGGAAUCAGAACCGAGGCAGAAAACUUGUAUGACUGGAGUCAUUUAUUGGGUUCUGGCCUGUUUCUUUUGUCUAGAAUCACAUGAAAUGAAUUUUAAUGGAUGUGUUCAGUCGGUUUGGCUGAAAUCUUUCUUUUAAGUCACAAUAAAACAUUUAAUAUCA
Girardinichthys multiradiatus is the source of this 2004-nucleotide messenger RNA. RefSeq names its product LUC7-like (S. cerevisiae) (gene luc7l). Gene Ontology annotation, molecular function: mRNA binding. The record is from RefSeq and is a predicted model, not a curated record. Gene Ontology annotation, biological process: mRNA splice site recognition. Gene Ontology annotation, cellular component: U1 snRNP; U2-type prespliceosome. NCBI's taxonomy places the organism in Eukaryota, Metazoa, Chordata, Actinopteri, Cyprinodontiformes, Goodeidae. The transcript has 10 exons. Bases 79 to 1167 code for a protein of 362 amino acids.